Molecule: messenger RNA, 870 nt
Organism: Acanthosepion pharaonis
Lineage: Eukaryota; Metazoa; Mollusca; Cephalopoda; Sepiida; Sepiidae
Source: the annotation of a GenBank genome assembly
AUGCCUCAGCUAUCCAUUACUCCACCAUGCCCCUCAGCCAUCCAUUACUCCACCAUGCCUCAGCUAUCCAUUACCCACCAUGCCUCAGCUAUCCAUUACUCCCACCAUGCCUCCAGCUAUCCAUUCUCCACCAUGCCUCAGCUAUCUAUUACCCACAACAUCCAUUACUCAGCUAUCCAUUACUCCACUAUGCCUCAGCUAUCCAUAACUCCAAAAUGCCUCAGCUAUCCAUUAAUCCACUAUGCCUCAGGUAUCCACUACUCCACCAUGAUUCAGCUAUCCAUUACUCCACUAUGCCUCAGCUAUCCAUUACUCUACCAUGCCUCAGCUCUUACUUACACCACCAUACCUCAGCUACCCAUUAAUCCACCAUGCCUCAGCCAUCCAUUACUCCACCAUGCCUCCAAUAUCCAUUACUCCACCAUACCUCAGCUUUCCAUUACUCCACCAUGCCUCCAGCCAUCCAUUACCCACCAUGCCCCAGCCAUCUCCAUUACCCACCAUGCCUCAGCCAUCCAUUACUCCACCAUGCCUCAGGUAUCCAUUACUCCACCAUGCCUCAGCUUAUCCAUUAGUCCCACCAUGCCUCAGCUAUCCAUUAUUCCACCAUGCCCCAGCUAUCCAUUACUCCACCAUGACUCAGCCAUCCACACUCCACCAUGCCCUCAGCCAUCAUUAAUCCACCAUACCUCAGCCAUCCAUUACCCUAGCCUCAGCCAUCCAUUACAUCCACCAUGCCCCAGCUAUCCAUUACUCCACCAUGCCUCAGCUUAUCCAUUAACUCCACCAUGCCCCAGCUAUCCAUUACUCCACCAUGCCUCAGCCAUCCAUUACUCCACCAUGCCUCAGGUAUCCAUUACUCCACCAUGA